Ornithorhynchus anatinus (platypus) is the source of this 3371-nucleotide messenger RNA. RefSeq names its product mediator of RNA polymerase II transcription subunit 26. The coding region runs from base 744 to 2468 and encodes 574 amino acids. The transcript has 2 exons. Lineage: Eukaryota; Metazoa; Chordata; Mammalia; Monotremata; Ornithorhynchidae. The record is from RefSeq and is a predicted model, not a curated record. Gene Ontology annotation, biological process: regulation of transcription by RNA polymerase II; positive regulation of gene expression. Gene Ontology annotation, cellular component: mediator complex; core mediator complex; nucleus. Gene Ontology annotation, molecular function: transcription coregulator activity.
UUUCCUCAUCUGAAAAAUAGGGUUUCAGGACUUAGUCUUCCUCCUACUUAGAUUGUGAAUAUUGAAUAUGUAGGAUAUGGAUUGCAUCUGACCGGCUUAACUUGUAUUUGCCACAACGCUGAGUAAAGGGCUUGGGGCAAAGAACCCCCUUACCAAAUAGAGGUUACUGUUCUUUUUACUGUUACUGCAUGAGUUAUUCUGUACUCGUGGAGUAACAAGUUGUCAAACUGCUAUUUUUUGGAAGUAAGCUGUUUUUAGGUUAACCAACAAUAUUUAUACUUUAAAAUGUUUCUUCCUCCACCUGCGAACUUUUUAACUGGCCAAAUAGGGACAAACCGUUUAGGUGAGCCCCUUCUCACAAGUAGGAAAAGCUGAGACGCGAGCAGGCGUUAGAAAGAGCAGCUUUGCGUGAAGGAAGACCGAGUUCCCUUCUUCCUCCACGAGGGCUCGGUGGCGCGCACGCUGCUAAUCGGCCCCGCCUCCUGCGUUCAUUCCUUCCAUUUUCUUCUCGUCUUUAACCGUCGGCAUCGACCCAGCGAGUUGGCGUACUUGGAGGCGAGUCAGCUCAUUUGGAGGCGUUUGGUGCCCGAAGCUGAGGCGCCGUUACUGGUAGCCGCAGUAGCACUGAGCCCCCGGGUCUCUUUGCGGAAACAUGUGAUUCCGCUGCUGGUGCCUGGCAAGUGAGUGAUCUCUCAGCCUACCCGCCACUUCGACCACCGUUGUGUUCCCGCCCCGCUCGGGCAAUGACUGCGGAUCCGGCCUCCCCGCUGCGGAUAAGGGACCGACUGCUUCAGGCCAUCGACCCCGAGAGCAACGAAACAAGAUUAGGGAAACUCAUCAACGAUGUAAGAAAGAAGACAAGAAAUGAAGAGCUUGCCAAACGAGCCAAGAAAUUGCUGCGAAGUUGGCAAAAAUUAAUUGAACCUGUAACAUCUGAGCCGGUGCCCCACUUAUCAAAUCCACAUGGAUCAGCCAACAGUGGUGCUCCUAACUGUAGGCAAGAUAUGUUACCUACUACACUUGCUGGUUCAAAGUUGAAAAGCAUGAAUGCCAUCCCAGAAGUAAGCACCCCAAAAUCUGUAAAAGUGAGAAAUAAGGAAAAAAAAAUUGUUCCAAGAGAAGGACAUCAAAGCACUCCUUCCAAAGUAUCUAAAGCCAACUCUGAGUCAUUACAAAGCUCUUCUCCCAGUCCAACUACUGGGAUCAGAGGAAACUCUGAGAGUUUUCCCAGUUCUCUCGACUUCAAGAUGCGCCCAGACUCUGAAAACCUCAGGACGGAACGUAGUGAAAAUGAUAAGUAUAGCAAAAUACCAGUAAAUGCUGUGAAACCUCAGCCAAGGUCUCCAGGAAUUUUAAAGUGUACAAGCACUUCUCCACAGUUUAGGGCUGCAGUACUUCAGCAACCUGAUAAUAUAGAAGAAACCACAGGGCAGCAGCAAACCAGAAAUCUGUGUUCAUUUAGUCCUACAAAUUUAAAAAAUGAAACAUUUGUCCGACAACAGGAUGUCUGUCAUGUGAAGCAGUCAAUGGCCAAUCUUUCGCAAAGAUCACAGGUUCCAGGCCUUUCCCAGGUGCUAGCCUUGUCCCCACCUCUAAUUUUACUUCCAUCAAUGGCUCCUAAGGCAGUAAAAUUACUGGAAACUUCCCCUCAGUCGGGAACUGUUACAACUCAACCCUGUCGGGAAUGUGUGUCUUCUGAAAAUUUCCUUUGCCAUUCGGAACAACUACCUUUCCAGAGCACAUCUCCCAACUUUGAGGUCAGUUUUCAUCCUGAAGAAUCACAAUAUGGGUUUUCCCCAGGUGCUAUAAAAGUGGACACUGUUGAUUCUCCCUCAGAACCAGCCAAUAAAAAGAAAAAAAGGUACAGCUCUAGAGAUUAUUCAAUGAAUUUAGAUGAACUAGUGAGAGAAGGGGGUCUUAAACCUGUAAGAUUAAAAGAAAGGAAGCUUACAUUUGAUCCAAUGACAAGACGAAUCAAGCCCCUAAUGCAGAAGGACUCUUCACAGAGUGAUAUCCCCGCACCUAUUGAACAGCCUAGAAUGGAAAGGCAGGAGCAAAAAAACAUUCUGCACAAUCCAUUUGAACAAGCAAAUUGGAAAGAACUGUCCAGAAAUGAAAUGAUUCAGACCUAUUUCAACCGACAGAAUAGUCUGCUUUCCACUUCAGGCAUACAAACCCCAGGAGCUCAUUAUUUUAUGAGUGAACAUUUGAAAAGGGAAGAAAACAUUAGAAAAGAAACUAGAAUGACUCAUGCGCAGAUAUCAAAGAGCAUACCCACAGACCCACCUGGGCUCAAUAGAGAGGUUACAAGCAAUGAUCUACGCAGCUUAUGGGAAUUUUACUGGCCAGGUGUGAAUGGUUGUUAUGAUACACAGGGUAAUUGGUAUAAUUGGACACAGUGCAUAUCUGCAGAUCCACAUGGUGCUGACAGUAGAUUGAAUAUUUUACCUUAUGUCUGCCUAGACUGAGUACAGUUUUUUGCGAAAGUGCUUUUAAAAUGGCAAAAAUGGUAGGUCACUAGCCAUACAGCCUGGAGAGUCAACUUCUUGUUGGAAAACAGAUUAGGAAGGAGAUCAUCAAAAUAAAUUCACCAUCUUUUAUAAAGUGCUUGCUAGUAGUUUACUAACAAAAAUAGCCAACAGAGAGUAUCCCAAGAUUUGGCCAAAUGUGUUCAAAACUGCAUUUAACAUUAAUCCUCCAAUGGACGCAGAUGAUUCCCAGCUCUUAUCAAUCUUAAUUACAGAAUUUACAAUAUUUACAAAAUACUGUGGAAGAGUAACUUUUUGGUUUCAUUUGUUUUCUUUAGCCUGAUACAAAACGUACAAAAUCCUGAUUUUAUUUGCAUUAUAUUUCCUUUAAUUUCAUGAAUUUUCUUAAUGUUAUGGUACAUAAGUUAUUUUAAAUAGGUAGUGCACCACAAUCUGGUUAGCCAGUUUUGCUUAGCAUUGCAUUGGUGCCACGUAUUCUAGUCUGGUUUCAUUUAAAAUUCAGUCUCUAGUAAAUAACCUGAUUUUUUUUUUACUUUUGAAAGAUCUUUUUCCUUCCAUUACCAACCAGAAAAUAUUUGCCACUUUUCCUUUAGUGCAAAUUUCUAGGAAAUUUCUUUUUUCUAGCACUGAAGUAGCAGAUGCUACUGUUGAGGGUGUUCUGGAAAUAAACUUGUUACCCGUUCCUUUAGAUACUGUUUGCCUUAUAGAUAUACAUAAAAAAAUGUCAUUUCCCAAAUGCCUUAGUAAGUCUAUAUUGUUGAGGCAAAGCCUUAGUGAAACACUUCUGAGUUUCUGGGAUGCAGAAGUGAACAGUUUUGCUAUUUGGUCCUUUAAGUGGACUCUGAUGUGAAUGUGGAAAUAAAAACAUUAUGGAAAAGAGUU